UCUCCCUGUAUCUUUCUCUUGCUCCGCCGCCUUUCACAUCGCUCUUAUUGACAAGAUGGCCGUCACAGAAGGACAACAAGUCAUGGCUCUCAUCAGCAAGCGUCUCCGUGCUCACCGCAAGAGGUACAACCGUAUUACUGAGAUGGAAGAGGCGGUCUCUCAGGGCAAAACCCUAAACAAGGAGCAAGAAGAAGCCAUCCGCUCGAAGCCAAUCGUCACCGCCCUAAUCGAAGAGCUCGAAAAGCUCCGUCUUCCCCCUUCUCCUCCUCCUUCCGCGGCCGGUUCAGAAGAGAUCAACCUCCCUGCUAAGAAAAACAAAAAGAAAAAGGAACGUAAGGAGGAAGCUGAGGAGGAAAAAGUAACUGAGAAAGACGUGACGGACCCUGAGGGUUGCAAGAUCUCUGAUGGUCUCGAUGCUGGUGAGGUCUCGAAGGACAAUAUUUCUCCGUGCAGCGUGAGCUCACAAGAUGGUACGACGUCGCCGCCCCCAGCGACUAAUGGAAAGCCACGACGUAAACGGAAUAAGGCGAAGAAACCUCAGACUUCGAACUGAUCGAGUCUCCGACUUUUGUACGAAGCGGAAGUACAUUGCGAAACUAUGAAUUGCUUUGGUCACAAUCCUUGGCAGUUUCCUUUUAGUGUUCAUCCGCUUGUUCACAAGUGCUUUUUGCGUUUGAGCUUUCUUUCUACUAUUUUUAAUUCAUUAUGGAAUUUAGUACUAGAGAAUUGUUUGGUCGC
Molecule: messenger RNA, 738 nt
Organism: Brassica oleracea var. oleracea
Lineage: Eukaryota; Viridiplantae; Streptophyta; Magnoliopsida; Brassicales; Brassicaceae
Exons: 2
Coding region: 56-553 (165 amino acids)
Source: RefSeq, a predicted model, not a curated record